Molecule: messenger RNA, 554 nt
Organism: Aspergillus versicolor CBS 583.65
Lineage: Eukaryota; Fungi; Ascomycota; Eurotiomycetes; Eurotiales; Aspergillaceae
Exons: 2
Coding region: 13-300 (95 amino acids)
Source: RefSeq, a predicted model, not a curated record
UAUUUUUGGACUAUGGCGUCUCCCACAGAAAACAAUGCCUCUGAUGUACAGUCCUCGAAGGCGAAACCUCCAAUAGCAUAUGAGGAGUUUGAAGACUGCUUCACUUGCAGAGCCACAGGUUCCGCUGCAUUUAUCGGACUCGGAGUCUACAGCUACUAUACGGGCAUGUCCAACUUACAAAAACAAGAGCAGUCAAUCAUGCGGAGUGCAACAAAGUACAAGAUGGGCUCUCGCCGAUUGGGGAUCGCGACUAUUUCUGCAGCUCUGGUUGGCGUGGGCGUUUGGCGGGCUUUUAAUUGAUAUACCAAUACGACGGUUCAAUGAAUGUAUAACUUUACUAUUUCGAGAGUUUCCGGUACGGAUGAUGUAUAGUAUAUGAUUAUGUGCAGGAAAGUAUAAUCAAGCGUCACCAGACCCAAGAGUGAAAAAAAGAGAGUUAAAAAAAAAGAUUAUCGGGUAUCACCAUAUCGGAUAGACUCUAUAACGUGUAAUGCGUAUAGCCCCAAAGUCACAAAAAAAAAUAUAAAAGGACACAUGAGAAUCAGAGUUCCCAA